Cervus elaphus (red deer) is the source of this 546-nucleotide messenger RNA. RefSeq names its product chromosome 4 C19orf73 homolog (gene C4H19orf73). The record is from RefSeq and is a predicted model, not a curated record. Lineage: Eukaryota; Metazoa; Chordata; Mammalia; Artiodactyla; Cervidae.
AUGGGGAUGAUGUCACCUGGAGCGAGUGGCGCGCGGCGUGGAACGCCAGUCGCGACCCCGGAUUCCGGCGGUGGCGCGCGCCUGCCCUCGCGCCGCACGGGACAGGAGGAUGGGGGCGGCUCCCGGAGACACGCGCUCGGGUUAUAAGGUGGGGUGAAUGCCUGGUCGGCGAGUGCACCUUACUCUGCACCCCUGAGCCCGCCUCGGGAACUGCACGUGGCACCCCCACCUCUCGCGCAGACUAUUGCGCGGCCGGCAGGGCUCCCCCGGCGGACUAAGCUAAUGGUUCGCUCCGCCCCGCCCACAAAGAGGCCGCCCACUGACUGGCGCGUUUUAGGACUCCUCUGUCAGACCAGCUACACAGAAAGGGGGCUUGGCUUCCACCCUCAGAAUCUCGGAAGGGUUGGGGGAGUUGUCUUCAGCUCUGAUCCCGCGCUCAGACCCAGACCGGGUCCCAGCCUCCAUCCUGGACCUAUCGCCAGGAAGCCGGCCAGCCUCUGUCUUCGGACCUGGCAAAAACUCUCAAGUUCCGCUCUCAGACCCUGA